Messenger RNA from Mus pahari (shrew mouse), 745 nucleotides. RefSeq names its product cytochrome c oxidase assembly protein COX20, mitochondrial. The coding region runs from base 317 to 670 and encodes 117 amino acids. Gene Ontology annotation, cellular component: mitochondrion; mitochondrial inner membrane. The transcript is spliced from 4 exons. NCBI's taxonomy places the organism in Eukaryota, Metazoa, Chordata, Mammalia, Rodentia, Muridae. Gene Ontology annotation, biological process: mitochondrial respiratory chain complex IV assembly. The record is from RefSeq and is a predicted model, not a curated record.
UGGCGGUUAAGGCGGAGGCGGGGCUGAGGGAAGCGAGUUUCUCGGUGCCCCUUGACUCGGGCCACCCAGCCUGCGAGACCGGAGCCGGUGGCGCUUCUCUAGGUUGCCACCUCUCGCGUUCCAUUCAUGAUGGUCGGUUGCGGGGUUGGAAAACAGUGUGGCCGGUUCCAUGGAACAAAGGAGUGUGCCACGGCGGCCUUCGGGACAGCAGCAGAACGCUCCCUAAGAUGGCCGCCGCCGCGCGGGGGUGGGGUGGGCGGAACUCACGUUGCUUCCGUCGCGGGCCUGGGCGGGGCGAUGGAGAGGACUGGUACCCAUGGCUGCUGCCCCGGAACCCCACGAGACGGAGAAAAAGACCUUCAAGCUCCUAGGUAUUUUAGAUGUCGAGAACACUCCAUGUGCUCGAGAAUCUAUACUCUAUGGCUCAUUAGGAUCUAUUGUGACUGGACUUGGGCAUUUUUUGGUGACCAGUAGAAUUAGAAGAUCAUGUGAUGUUGGAGUAGGAGGAUUUAUCCUGGUGACCUUAGGAUACUGGUUCCACUGUAGAUAUAAUUUUGCUAAGCAAAGGAUCCAGGAAAGAAUUGCCAGAGAAGGAAUAAAAAAUAAGAUUUUAUAUGAAAGCACCCACCUUGACCCUGAAAGAAGAAUGAAGACCAACAACAGCAGCUAAGCAACCUCAAUCAGCUUUAGGACCCAAACAACUUGUGAACCAACCAUAAAUUAAAAAUCUCAUGUGUGAACUGUA